CGGCGUUACGUAAUGCUUUUUGUUUUUGUUAACACUGCAUCCAUUGGCUAUCUCCUUCAUUUGUUAUGAUUCGCUCCUGUCAUUAUUUACAAUUGCCGACCUAUAUGCGUCUCUUUCGUUUGCACAGUUUUCUUGAUAGGUUUUCAUUUUUAAGUACUCGCGCGACUGAGAGGGAGAAAAACGGGGCCCCAAUGGAAAAAUAUGAACAAUUUUGUGCUCUUAAAAAUUAUUGAUUUUUCAUCGUUAAAAAAACAUCGACGAAGACUAAUUGCAUGAACGCGAUGUGGUGCGAGGUCCUAUCGUUGUUGUACACAAUAUAAAGGUUAUUAGUGAGUCCCAGUAUUAAAAAAUAUACAGUCUAGUCUAAAUAGUUUCUACUUAUUAAUAAUAAUAAUAAUAAAAAAAAAAGUAUUGUAUGUACUUAAAAAUAUAUUUUUACUAAAAGAAAUCUGUGAUACUUAUAUAUGGAACUUUUUCGUGGACUUUUAUACUCUGUGCAAUUUUAAAAUAGACUAUUAUAUUGGCCAAAGAUAAUAUAAGUACUUAAAUAAUUAUGUUUUUACUGUAUUGAUUGAUGUGCCCGAGUUCCCGAAACUGACACAAGAUGGCGUUGCCACCCCAGCAGUUCUGCGUGAGGUGGAAUUCUUAUCAUACAAACCUACAGGCGGUGUUCCCGCGGCUGCUGCUGACGGAGCAGUUCGCGGACGUGACGCUGGCGUGCGAGUCGCGCCAGCUGCGCUGCCACAAGCUGGUGCUGUCCGCCUGCUCCGCGUACCUCGAGCGCCUGCUGCUGCAGAACCCCUGCAAGCAUCCCAUCGUGCUCAUGAGGGACAUGAGAUUCAGUGAAAUGCAAGCACUGGUGGACUUCAUGUACAAGGGCGAGGUGAACGUAACGCAGGAGGAGCUGCCCAGCCUGCUCAAGUCCGCUGAAGCCUUGCAGAUCAGAGGGCUGUGCUCGAGCGACACGUCCGCGUUCACGUCGGAGGCGGGCAAACCUGAGACCAAGGACUACACGGUGGCCAGCGAGGCGCUGGUUGCGCACGCACAGAGUGCCGCCACCAACGGACCGAGCCAGCAGCAGAAACCGGCGAACAGCAGCACGGCGAACGGGCCCAAGAAACGCAAGUCGGAGGAGAGGAGCGAGGUGAAGCAGGAAACGGUGGAGGAGGACGGCCUUUACUACGGCGAGCUCGACAACGACAACAUGGAGUUCAACGAGGACGAGGAACCGGCAAAACCUGGCAGCAGUUUAGGGCAGACUUCCGAAUCGGCGGACUACGCGAUAGCGAAUGUACAGUGUCAAUAUGACAGUCCGUCUGACACGGAACCGGAGAGCGACCGAACUUUGGUGACUUGCGGACCUCCGGACGACCACACCUACGAUACCAGGGAUGAGCCACCAGCUUUUAUUAUACAACAAAUUAAUACUGUACCUUCAACACCACAGCCCCAGAUAGUGACCACGUCGGGUCCAUUCUUGGAGGUAACGCCCGGAUUAGGCCCCGGGUACAUGACGUCAUCGGUCAACGUGAUACACGUGGGCGAGAGACCACAGGUAUCGCAAUCGACGCAACAACAACAAGAGUUCAACAUAACAAAACGGAUUAGACGCAGCGAGGUGGAGUUGCGGCAGGCGGCCGAGUGCGUCAGUAAAGGGUUAACCUUUCAGACUGUCUCGGAACAGUUCAACAUACCGAUAUCAACUAUACGUUUCUUUAUGGCCCGGAAGGGAAUCUUGCCGCGACGUCGACGCGGGCGCAGUACGCAAGUAGCUGAAGCCAUGCACUAGUCCAGAGCCCCCGUUCCACAUGCAGCACUUCAAACUGCCAGACAUGAUAGCCAUGCGGGCGAUAGGUGACGACGAGACGUCUUCGUAAACCUCAUUUUCGCUCAAACGGAACCUGUUCUCGCCCAAAUAGAACAGGUUCUCGCCUAAAACGAACAGUUUCUCGCCUAAAUAGAACUGAUUGUCAUGGAACUGCGGUAAAACUCGUCCAAAUAGAUUGAUGUCUUUCUGGUCUGAUGUUAAUUUUGUGUGAUCUGUGAUUUAUCUCAUUUAAAAGUAUUUUAUCGUUUAUAUGGACAAGGUCAGACGCCAUGUGUUAAUGAUAGAACGUUGAGCGGUAUACGACAGCUGUAAUUAUAAAUGUAAAUGUUUUAGAUAUCCUGUAUAAGUAAGGCCCUCUGUACACGCGUCAACUAGCCUGCAUCUUAAUAGAUGCGAUUUAAAUUCGCUUGUUUUUUACAUCAAUACUCAUUGAAUUGUAUAAAAAUUGUACAAACAAUACAAAACUGUGCAUCGGAAAUUUCUGUCCAACACGUAUCAUACUGAGCCAGUAGUGUGAGUUUUACAAAGAUUUAUGUCACUGUGUGUGACUUUUACAAAUAUUUAAUUUAACGUCAAUAAGUCUGUAUUUUAUUAUUGAAACUUUCUUAAAUAUCAACUAAAGACGCAGCUAAGUUAUGAAUAAAAAUAGUCAAGGUAUAUGAAAUGUAACGCAGUAGUAACGUAAAUCUCUGUCCAACUCACACUAGGGAUUUAGGCAUUAACUCCAGUCACGAGGGAGUCGAUAUGUGUGUAUAGGAAUUAAACGUAUAUGGUUUCUAUGAAUAUAAAUGGUUCGAAGAAUAAAAAGCUUAUAGUGUCUAUAUCAACAGUGGACAAGGAUGUAGCCAAAUAUAGUAUAGGGACAGUUGUGAAAAGUAGAGCGAGUAUUUUUUUGUCCAUUUUUUAAUUUAAGUUGAUAAAACAGGGCAGUGAUGUUCAUAAGAUGGAUUUCGAAUUCAAACAUCAAUGUUAUUAGCCCCCCUCCCGCUCUUCAUUUUGAAAGUGUUGUAGACUGACAAAUUGUAUGAGUUCUUUUUUUGUAUUCGAUUACGAAUUGCCAGUGGUCAUUUUAGAACCAUAAGGAGAUUAAAUAACUUUAAUCAUAUUGUUAUUUGUAUCAUUUAACCCGACCAAUGGGAUGGUACUAUUCCGAAAUAUUAUGACUAAAGAACGAGAUGACUAUUAAAUUCAGCUGGGUUAAGAAUCGAUGACAAUAUGAUUAGCGUAAGGUGCCUGUUAUACCCCCAGCAGGUUUUAACUACACUUUAAAUAUUGUAAUAGUGUAUACAUAUUGCGUUGUGGACGAGAUAGAGAAGGCCUAAUGCGGCAAAAUUGUAAAUAUCUACUAUGUAAUAUAGAAUCUCAAAUAUGUAUAGAAUUAGAUAUAGACUUUUGUUUAAAAUAAUAUUAAGAUGAAAUUGAUAAGAAUGUAUCACGCCAUACAAAGUGGAUGUAGUAGAAGCAGAGUUGGUAGUGAAUUUAAGCGCAAAUUACAGUUUAAUGUUUUUGUAAUUAUUUCUGCAACUGGGUGCAAAUAUGAUAUAAGGCAUAUUGAGAAAAGGUAAAAAAGUAGUAAAAAUUUUAGAAAUGUUAAUAUCGUUUCUUAGCAAUUUUAUGAGUAACUGUUCAUAAUGGAAGUACCUAUCACCGAUCGGAUUUGUUUGUUUGCUAGAAAAUAAACUGUAUAACGGUGAAAAUAAAUUUCAUAAUUUCAACAAGAUCAAUCGAUUGAAUCAGUUACUUAGCUCGACUCUUUUCAAUAAACAAAAGAAUAAUUUAAACUAUUUUAAAUAAUUAAAAACUUUAAAAGGUCUAAAAUUUAAAUGACAUAUUCAUUUAAACAUGUUUUAAGCUCAAAAUUAACCUUAUCCAUUUAUUUUUAUACUAUAACCAUAAGGUUACUGAUUGUUAUUAAAAAAAUAUAUGAAGCUACCAGAAAUGCGGCACUGUUUUUAAACACAUUUUAGCUAUUAAAUAAUUACCAAUCAUCAUCAUCGUAUUUAACACGAUAGGCCAAGCCAACUGACUUGAAAUGUCACUAGUCUCCUGCCAGGAUAUACCUAUUGAUAGCGCAGGCAGGAUUACUAUUUCUUUAUCAUCGCCCAUUACAUAACGAAUCAUUAUGAUAUUUGGCAUACACCUAUCAUAUGGGAUGAAAAAGGGCAUAGGCCACUUUUAUCCAAGUCACGAAUGAAAGUAUUUAAAAAAUCUUUUUAUGUUCAUUAAGGAUAUAACCUUGUAUUAAAUUUCAUCAAAUCUGUCUGGCUUUAAUUUUUUGCUUUAACGACCACUAUUUGAAAACAUUUUAAUGGUAAUAUAAAACAAAAAAUAUUGUAAAAACAAUUGCCUUUAUGUCAUAUGUGCAUUCCGUGAAUACAACAUGUCCAGUGAAAGUAAAGUUCAGUAUCUGAAGGUAGAUUUGUUUUUAAUGAAUUACUUUUACAUUUAUCGUUUCAUAAUCGCCUCCUAUAACUUCCUGUGGUGACACAUUGAAUAAAGACAUCUCAGUAUUACUGUCACUAUAUAAAGACAUAAACCGACUCGCAUUUAUGCUAAUUAUUUUCAUGUUAUGAGAAGAGACCCUAUAAAACAGUGGGAGGUAGAUGAUAUUUCUUUUUUAUCUCAGCGCUUCUAAUAAUUUGGACAUUUUGUUAGACACUUUUUUUAUUUUAUUUGCUUGCCAAUAUUCUAUUAUCAUGUGAAGGUGGCGUCCUCUGGUGUCAUGACAUAUUUGUUGUACAUGUUGCUUGGUUGCAUUUAUACGAUAGAGACUCGUCUUUUGGUAUUGUCCUAUUUUGCGUCUAUAUUAAGUUUUAUUAUUGUAUUUUUUUUUUUUAAUUCAUUUGUAACACAUACACAACAUAAUAAUAGCGAGGCCUUGUCAUGCUUUUAAUAAUAAAUACAAUAGUAUUUUCGUAUCGAAUUUUUUUAACAGGCAAUAUUGUAUAUAAAUGUAUAGUUUAUUAUUUUAGUGUAGAUUAUAGAGCGAUACUUUUUAUAUCGAUUGACAUUUUUUGUUGUAUGGUAUCGAUUUUGUAUCAUUAGGUAUAAGGCACUCUCUGAUACCUAUUGACUGUGUGAGGGAAAAAUGCAAAAAAGGCGUUCAAAAUGAAAACUAAAUAUUGUUGACGAAAUAUUAAUAUAAACAUAACACUUUUGAAAUGCAACAAAAAUUUGUUGUUGUUGCAUUUAUGGCAGUAAGUAAGUAGUAUGUUAGAUACAUAAAUUACCAUUAUGUACAACACUUGUCUUAAUUUUUCAAACAAUCUUGGUCAAUAAAGAAUAGAGAGUUAUAUAUAUAUAUAUAUAUAUAUGUAUAUAGUGGAGACUGACAGUAUGUAGGCAUAAUCAUGCAAAUAUAAUAUAAAAUUGAUAAUUUUUAACGUGACAGUUCACGUAUCUUUUCUUUCGAUAUAAAAAAUAUUGCUUGCUCUGAGUGGGUAGUGUGAGUUGUAUGAAGAUUUACAUUAAUCUCGCAAUAUGUUUACGUUUAUGAAAAUCUGAGUUACCGACACAAUUCGCUAGAGAGGCAGCUAAGUGUUCUCAAACAAACUCAAAUGCAGUGGUACGAGUAUGUUAAACUCACACUAUGGACUGUGUUAAACUCACACUAGGGCCUCUGAAUGUACUAAGUAAAUGUAGGCUUUAGCAUUGACAGAGAUAUGCAUUUUAUUGUGUUUUGUUUUAUUGUAUUUGUUGUUUAGUCACAAUUUGACGGAUGAUAUUUUUUUAAGUAUUCUAAGCAGUGAUUAGAAGUUAUUACCUGUUUUGGGUUAAUUUCGUUGCGUGAAACAUGUUUACAAUUUUACGUUUCUGUACAAGGCAGCCGAGAAUAUUUUCUUUGUAAGUAAAAUGAAUUUUAGAAAUGUAUUUUUAUACCUGAAUAAGCAAGAAUUAUGUUGGCAGCUAUUGUUUUUUUUGAACAGUAUUAUAAUUUGAACAAGAUUUAUGUUUAAGGUGUUUCAUUGAAUAUCGUUAUAUUGCCAUUACCGACUUUAAAAAAUAAAUAUUAAUACAUGAACAUACCGGUUGCUACCAAGGCAGUAGAUAGUUGGUAUACGUAUAAUUAUCGUGUCUUUAACAAGUUUAUAAUAAUAAUAAUUUUUAUUCAAGUAAAUUUAAUUGCGAGCAUUUUAAAAUAGUCGUUUUUUUUUAUUAUUCUAUUUCGUGGUUGCAAAAGUAAUCCUCCAGAGGUUGCCUGAAAGAAGUAGUGUAAAGUGCAAAGUGCAAUAAUAUUAAUAAAACUUCAUUAACAAAUACAAGGUUGCACUGUUACAUAUUUUUUUGCCCUAGCUUUCAAAUUAGGGUAACCUGUGCCUUGGAAGCCAGUUCCUUCCAACACACAAGAACUAAUACUUUGUAUUUGUACAUGCAGAAUUAACAAUAUUAAGCUACAAAGCUAAGCAGGAUGAAAAAAAAGGAAAAAAAAAGAAAUAUUUUGUUUGUUUGUUUGUUUAUGUUAGAUUUAUUUUAAUUUUUGUUCGUACAAUCUCUUGAGUAUAAUAAAGAGUUGAUAUCUAAUGCAUUUAAUAUCUUUGAAGGUGCAUACUUUCUAAGAUAACUGUCCCGAGUAUUUAUUUUUUGAAGUCGGUUAUCUUAUGUUGUUUUUUUCAUAACGCGAAUCUCGCAAAACUCAAAGCUACGUAGUUUUGCAAAAAGUAUACUAAUAGUAGAUGUGCGAGUGAGUAGUGACAUACAUACAGACGUAAUAAAGUAUUUUGUGUA
Galleria mellonella (greater wax moth) is the source of this 6553-nucleotide messenger RNA. RefSeq names its product protein bric-a-brac 2-like. NCBI's taxonomy places the organism in Eukaryota, Metazoa, Arthropoda, Insecta, Lepidoptera, Pyralidae. The coding region runs from base 605 to 1789 and encodes 394 amino acids. The record is from RefSeq and is a predicted model, not a curated record. Gene Ontology annotation, cellular component: nucleus. Gene Ontology annotation, biological process: regulation of transcription by RNA polymerase II. The transcript has 12 exons. Gene Ontology annotation, molecular function: protein binding.